GGGAAUACACUUGUUUCCCCAUCAGCUCCAGAAAACCACCUUCCAUCCAUGUAAACCCCCUUUUUUAUUCAAUCAAAAAGGGCUAAAUUGUGGCACAGCAACACAAAAUAGAGCCCGCCGGUGCCAAGGAAGACGCGCAAUAACGGAGUAGCAGGAGCUUCAGUCACUCGCUAUACUGUUAUGAAGCGAGAAUGAGCAGCGCAGAAGACAGCGGGAGCAAGUGCUCGUCCGGCCCCAUCUCCAGCUUCACCAUCCAGUCCAUUUUGGGGACCAAGUCGGACGCACCGCGCUCCGGAACCAAAGACUCGUCGCCGCGGAGGCGCACACUCUCCGUGUCCUCGGAGGAGGAGUGCAGCGGCGCGGAGGACUCGGCGGACUGUUUCUGCUCCUCCGACACGGGUCACAGCGAGCCGUGCAGCCAGCGGACAUCCCAUAAUUUUCCCUGUUUAGGUUCCUCCAAAGGAGUUCUGUCUGGGAGUGACGCGCUGUCGCGGAGGGGUCUUCAGGACUACAAGGAUGAGCAGGAGAGCGCGUGCCAUCAGAUGUCCCCCAUGUCCGAGGAGAGACAGACGGACAAACAGGGCAGCUCGGCCAAGAAGAAGACUCGCACGGUUUUCUCCCGGAGUCAGGUGUACCAGCUGGAGUCCACCUUCGACAUGAAGCGCUACCUGAGCAGCUCGGAGCGGGCCUGCUUGGCCUCCAGCCUGCAGCUGACCGAGACUCAGGUCAAGACGUGGUUCCAGAACCGCAGGAACAAGUGGAAACGGCAGCUCUCGGCCGAGCUGGAGGCGGCGAACAUGGCGCACGCCUCGGCACAGACUCUGGUGGGGAUGCCGCUGGUCUUCAGAGAGAACUCCUUGUUGCGGGUUCCGGUUCCGAGGUCCAUCGCCUUCCCGACACCGCUGUACUACCCGGGGAGCAACCUGCCGGCUCUACCCUUGUACAACCUGUACAACAAGAUCGAGUAUUAACGGAGCCCCACUCCACCCCAAAACACAUGAAACACGUGUUCAGUACAAUAUUCAGCUGAAGCUUCCUUCUGUGUAUAAACUGUGUAUAAUUAUUAUAAUAAUUUUGUAUUUGGUUUAUCAAAGGAAAUAUCCAACUUCGCGGUCACAUCAUAUCAUAAACGCAUUUAUUUCGCAUUGAACCUUGUUGGCUGGUUUUAAAUACAAUUC
Messenger RNA from Synchiropus splendidus (mandarinfish), 1178 nucleotides. RefSeq names its product H6 family homeobox 2 (gene hmx2). Gene Ontology annotation, cellular component: nucleus. The record is from RefSeq and is a predicted model, not a curated record. The transcript has 2 exons. Gene Ontology annotation, biological process: regulation of transcription by RNA polymerase II. Bases 192 to 971 code for a protein of 259 amino acids. Gene Ontology annotation, molecular function: RNA polymerase II transcription regulatory region sequence-specific DNA binding; DNA-binding transcription factor activity, RNA polymerase II-specific. NCBI's taxonomy places the organism in Eukaryota, Metazoa, Chordata, Actinopteri, Syngnathiformes, Callionymidae.